Molecule: messenger RNA, 627 nt
Organism: Eruca vesicaria subsp. sativa (arugula)
Lineage: Eukaryota; Viridiplantae; Streptophyta; Magnoliopsida; Brassicales; Brassicaceae
Source: the annotation of a GenBank genome assembly
AUGGGAAGCUUUCAUCGCCGGACUUUUUCAUACGAUAAACUUCCCCCCGAACCCAUUAGGCUCUCCGUUCUCAAACUAGAUGGCUCAUCCUUCGAUGUUAAUGUAACGAGCUCGGCAACCGUUAGAGAUCUCAAGCUAGCCAUAGAGACUGCCUUCAGCCACGUCCCGAAGAAGGGACCUUCCAAGAUCUCAUGGUCACACGUGUGGGGACAUUUCUGCUUGUGUUAUGGUGGUCAGAAGCUAGUCACCGAUACGGAGUGCAUCGGAAGUUAUGGCAUGAAGGACGGUGAUGAGGUAAGAUUCAAGAACCAUGUGUCCGGCAAUGCCAUAUUGAACAAGGGAUACUCUAGAAAAUCCAAACAAAAGAAUUUAGAGAGGGUAGGACCAAAAGAUGAAGCUGAGGAAGUGAAUAGAAUGGAGGAGAUUGAUCAAGACUCUUGGGAUGUUCUCGAGAAAGGAAGCUUGGUGAGAUACGAGGAUGGUGACAUGGAAGCUUCUCCAGGAGACAACAGGACUGGUCUAACCACUGUCCAUGGUUGCUGCUUUGCUUUUGGUCUGAAGGAGCUUCGUGGGUUUGGCAAUGACAAAAGCUAUUACUCUUUGAGAGAUACUUGGAGAGACGAUUGA